GCUGGUGAUGGAGCGUGCGAUCAGCCAAUACAGUUAGUCACUGACUGCGAGUCCAUCUCUGGCUUUUGCGCCACACUCGUUCGGUGCUCCGCAGCCAAGCCCCGUCGUCCUCUUCACUAGCUGAGACCUACAGAGAGGGAGAGAGGAGGAGAAAUCAAUGGGAUACAUACAGGAAGCACGUGAGAAUCACGUGAAGAAGAAGGUUGAAGAAGCAUUGCGGAGCAAAAUGAAGCACAAGGCGCUGCAGGAGUGCAAGGAUUUGGCGUCAAAGUACGCCGAGUGCUCCUACGGCAGAACCAUAUCGGUCGUCUGGCAGUGCCGGCAGCAAGCCAAGGAAUUGAACGAGUGCCUUCACCAAUUCACCAACGAUGACGUAUUGGAGGAAAUGAAAAGAGCGUACAUGCUUCAACAAGACGGGAAAGCGCCUGCAAAAGUCUGAGAUCAUCACUGGUUUAUGAUUUUGAUUUCUGUAGUUCGGUUGAUGCCAGGAGGUUGUGUUCGUAAUAUUUUCCAAUCAAAAUAAUUUUAGAGAUUUCACAUGGAUUAUGUAAUAUUUUCUCGAGUAAUUUAUCUAGAAAUACAUGAAUAAUUUCGUCUUUAAAA
Pyrus x bretschneideri (Chinese white pear) is the source of this 603-nucleotide messenger RNA. RefSeq lists its product as uncharacterized. Gene Ontology annotation, cellular component: mitochondrion. The coding region runs from base 158 to 439 and encodes 93 amino acids. NCBI's taxonomy places the organism in Eukaryota, Viridiplantae, Streptophyta, Magnoliopsida, Rosales, Rosaceae. The record is from RefSeq and is a predicted model, not a curated record. The transcript is spliced from 3 exons.